Cyprinus carpio (common carp) is the source of this 4569-nucleotide messenger RNA. Its product is annotated as leucine-rich repeat-containing protein 4-like. Gene Ontology annotation, molecular function: protein binding. Bases 1412 to 3991 code for a protein of 859 amino acids. Gene Ontology annotation, biological process: excitatory synapse assembly; postsynaptic density protein 95 clustering; modulation of chemical synaptic transmission. The transcript has 2 exons. Lineage: Eukaryota; Metazoa; Chordata; Actinopteri; Cypriniformes; Cyprinidae. The record is from RefSeq and is a predicted model, not a curated record. Gene Ontology annotation, cellular component: postsynaptic density membrane; glutamatergic synapse; plasma membrane.
AAACCAAUGCACUGCUUGGAGUGUGAUGCGUCAGCAGUACAAUCACGUUUUCAUUGAAGGACAAAAAGAAGAGCAGGCAUGUAAGCCAGCAUCCCGGGUGCCUGCUACUGCACCACUGAGCUUAACAAAAAACAUAGAUGCACAGUGGCGGAAAGGAGGACUAACCCGGGGCCAGAAAGGUUAAAAAAUAAAAAGGAAAGAAAGGAGGCAGCGAAGAAAGAUGCUGCCAUGGGGAGCCACUUUUCCCUAGCCUCAGUGCUCAUCCACCAACUCGAGCCCGACAGCUGUGCCGCUGACAAAGCUGAGAGCUCCAACUCUGCACUGAGCUCAGUGCACUGCAGCGGUAUACGGAUACUUCUGAUCGAAACAACGUCACAGAGAGGGGGGAGAAACACUCUCUCUUUUUCCUCUCAUUCCAGGGAGUGAGAGAGCACGCUCGAAAGGAAGAGAGAGCGAAGGAGAACGAGGCAGAGAAAGAGCGUUCUCUCUCCUGUGAAAGUCUUCUUACGGAGCUGCCUCUGUACUGGUACCCACCUUUACACCUUCCCUGGACUCUAAUCGUCAACUUCUCAUAGAUAAAUUUAAGGAUUAUUGGGAAGCAUGUAGAAAGAGCCCUGCAGCCUUCGCUGUGUGCAAGCUCGAGUGUACGGAGAUGGAACGCGGAGCUACAUAAGGAAAGAAAUGCGCUAAUGACCGCAGUGUCACAGUCUUUUCAGCUGGACAAGGUGCUGACAAAUUGAGUGGACAAAACGUACUGAGAGGGAGGGAGAUGAACAAAGUAAACAUGUGUGAGUGGUCCUCUAUGGAGACACGGGCAUUUAGUAGCAGCAUCAAGCGGAGGUAUCCAAGGACAAACAUCUGUGGAUAGUGUGAGAACAAGCGCUUCAAUAGGAGCCAAACUGGAUUGGUACUUUUCCUAAAGCUCUGAAGCCCUGCAGAGCUGCUACACAUCUACUCGGAUGCUCCUCUGUGGAUUUAUUAGGGGCCAUUUUGGCAUUCAUCUCUUGUUUUCUGACAAAUGAAAAAAAGAGAAGGCACUGCUUAUUCUGGGAAUAUGGGAAUUUGAGGGGGGAAAAAUCUAUAUUGUGAUUGCAAAAAAUUGGACGUGUAACACCUUUGAGGUAGGUGUUAAGCCUUUCCAACCCUUUUUUAUACAUAAAAUAUAUUCCCCCGCUUUAUUUCAUUCAUUAUUCCUUGGCUUUUCACUUCACCCUUUUUACUCAAGUACUUGUCACUAACCGUUUAGCCUCCAGUUCAGUAAAUGGAAAAACAAUCUAGAGUGUUGUUUAACCCAGGGUAGGGCUUUAUUAGUCAGAGUUGAACCCUCCCCUUCCCCCCGCUUACUACCCCCCUUUCCCCAACCACCAUCAUCACCCCAUACCCCACCCCCCCAGACGAUGCUGAAUUAUGAAUGUGCCACAUCAUGAGUCUCCUGGGGCGGGUAGCUGUGCAUCGAGCCAGGAAAGCCGCCCUGCUCUGUGUCCUGUUCUUCAUGGUUCAACCGUGCGUGGAGGUGGCGGCCACGGCAGGGCCCCAGGGCUGCCCGACUGAUUGCUCCUGCAACAACCAACUCAGCAAGGUGGUGUGCACCAGGCGUGGGCUCACUCGUGUGCCACCAGGUAUACCCAGCAACACCCGGCACCUAAACCUGAUGGAGAACGCCAUAGAGUCUGUGCAGGCCGACUCUUUCCGCAACCUCCAUCACUUGGAGAUAUUGCAGCUGGGCCGCAAUGCCAUUAGACAGAUUGAAGCAGGUGCAUUCGGUGGACUGACCAAUCUCAAUACACUGGAACUAUUUGAUAACAGGUUGACAGUGGUGCCAAGUGGGGCAUUUGAGUAUCUGUCCAAGCUGCGAGAGUUGUGGCUGAGAAAUAACCCCAUUGAAAGCAUCCCAUCGUACGCAUUUAACCGAGUGCCAUCCCUAAUGAGAUUGGAUCUGGGUGAACUGAGGAAACUGGAGUACAUCUCAGAUGGGGCUUUUGAAGGUCUAGUCAACCUCAAGUACCUAAACCUGGGAAUGUGCAACAUUCGAGGGGAGAUGCCCAACCUAACACCUCUGGUUGGGCUGGAGGAGCUGGAAAUCUCAGAGAACCUCUUUCCUGAGAUUAAACCAGGUUCAUUCAGGGGACUAUCUUCACUCAAAAAAUUAUGGAUCAUGAACUCUCAAAUAGGGCUAAUUGAGCGUAAUGCAUUUGAUGACCUGGCCUCUUUGGUGGAACUGAAUUUGGCCCACAACAAUCUAAGCUCACUGCCCCAUGACCUCUUUACACCACUGAAAUACCUGGUGGAACUUCACCUCCACCACAACCCCUGGAACUGUGGCUGUGACUCACUCUGGCUAGCACGCUGGCUACGCGAGUACAUACCCACCAAUUCAACAUGCUGUGGGCGUUGUCACUCCCCUGCACACAUGAGAGGCCGCCAGUUGGUUGAGCUGGACCGGGGUGACACCGGGGCAAUGCAGUGCUCUGCCCCUUUUAUCGCAGAUGCCCCAAGAGACCUGAAUAUUUCUGCUGAACGUGUGGCAGAACUGCGAUGUCAAACAGCAUCCAUGUCUGCUGUGCGAUGGCUCUUACCAAACGGGACGGUUCUAACUCAUGCAUCAAGCCACCCACGGAUAACCGUGCUGAACGAUGGGACUUUGAACUUUUCAAACGUGCUAGCAGGUGACACAGGCAUGUAUACCUGCAUGGUGUCCAACACGGCCGGAAAUUCCAACGCUUCAGCCUAUCUAAACGUAAGUGCAGCUGAGCUCAAUACGUCCAACCUCAGCUACUUCACCACAGUCACAGUGGAGGUGCUGAGCCCCAGAUCUGAAAUGCCCAAGCCCAAAACGACCACAACUACAGCAGGUGCCAGCACCACUACCACGGCCUCGCCAUCCAUCUUUCAACCAGUUUUCAUCUCUACGCCGACAGUCCUGCUACAGAACACCGACACUCCAAGUCGCCCAUCUGUUGUACCUGGCUCAAAAGUGACGACAGGAAAGCCGCCCAACCCAGCCAGUACCAGUCUGGAUGAGGUGAUGAAGACAACAAAGAUCAUUAUUGGUUGUUUCGUGGCAGUAACCUUGCUAGCAGCAAUUAUGCUAAUUGUAUUUUAUAAAUUACGAAAGCGGCAUCAGCAGAGGAGCACAGUGGCUGCAGACAGUACUGUGGAGAUUAUUCCAGUAAAGGAAGAAUUGCCACCACUGGCAUCUGCUGCCAAUUUAGCAGGGCAGGGGGCACUGACUCUACCAGAGAUAAGGGACCAUAGCAGUAUUUAUAAACUGGAUUACAACACCCUCAAAUCUGACUACAGCUACAAACCAAAACUAGAAUACAGUAUCCAUAAACCCAAGGAAGAUUUCAGCAUCCAUAAACUUAAGUCAGACUACAACACCUACAAAUUUAAAACAGACUAUAUGUACCAACCUACUCUGGAAUACGACCCUCACAAAUUGACAGACUAUUCACACAGGUCAUUGUCGGAUUACCACAUACGCAAAAAACCUGAGCAGAGCCCUUACAAACAUGGAUAUAGUACUCACAAACCUGACUACAAAUCUCAUACUCCUAAACCAGAUUUCAGCCCAUUCGAACCAAAGUACGGUGUUCCAAAAUCCAAAACGGACUACAAUAUGCCCAAGCCCAAAUCCGAUUAUAGCCCCUCCAAUUCAGACUGCAGCCUUUUCAAACCUGACUACAGUGCUUUCAAGGCAGAGUACAAACAACUCAAAGCAGAAUGUGUCAGUUGUGACUUCAGCCCUCACAAGUCCAAAAUGGAUUACAGUCCGCACAAGGUGGACUGCAGCCCACAUAAGAUCAACUACAGCACCCUAAAGCCCAAAUACAACACUUACAAGCCACCAGGCCACAGUGCCAAGUGGACAGAAAGCAACAGCAUUGGAAAUUCUUUGCCUCGAAUCUUGCCCAGUGCUACCACAGGUACUCCUGAGGUCCUUGUUAUAAAAACUCACACCAAGGAAAAAGUACAAGAGACUCAGAUAUAGUCUGGCCCACAACAAAUCAGAACCUCAGUCAAAUGACCCUCUCUCCCCUCUAUAAGCCCUCACCUGAGCAUAAAAACAUGCAAUAGAAUGCACAAAAGAGAGAGAAAAAAAGAGACAGGAACUACUUUUUUUUUUUUUUUUUGUACAGCGUGCAAUUCUUAAAGACUGAUUCUUGUUGUACAUGCUUAUAAAUAAAUAUAUAUGGAAAAACUGAAACUACCAUCGGCUGGUAAUAGAGAAGCAGAUUAUAUAUAAAAAAAUAAAUAAAUUGAAACUAUUUUUUACCUUAUAACUCCUAUUUAAAAGAUGAGUUGUUUUAAAAUGCUGUACUGAAUUUAAGAAAUGAGGGUAGUCUUGUUUAAAAGGGCAUUCUGUGUGAUUUCUAAACAAUGCUACAGAGAAUGCAGUGAGGAAAAAAAAAAAAACCUUUAUACUGAGAAGUCUUUCUUUUAAAAAACAGAACAGAAAAAGGUCAGUGUUGAUCUUUGCAGGUUUAUCUUGUAAAAGCACCAUGAAUUUGUACUGUGCCAAAUGUUAAAAAAAUGCAAUAAAAGGAUUUUUGGAAGAAAAAAAAAAAA